Triticum urartu is the source of this 615-nucleotide messenger RNA. Its product is annotated as cysteine proteinase inhibitor 8-like. The record is from RefSeq and is a predicted model, not a curated record. Gene Ontology annotation, molecular function: cysteine-type endopeptidase inhibitor activity. Lineage: Eukaryota; Viridiplantae; Streptophyta; Magnoliopsida; Poales; Poaceae.
GUCCCCAUUCCCAUUCUCCGUCGAUCUAUAUCACCUAGGAAGGCUUCGGAUGUGACCGACCAUGGCGGCAAGAGCGAGAUACCUCCUUCCGCCCACCCUCCACACCGGGACCUCCAUAGUCGGCCGUGGCGGGUUGCCUGGGGUGUGGUUCCCCAUCCCGAACGUGGAGGACGCGUGCAUCCAAGAGCUCGGCCGGUGGGCGCUGGCACAACACAUGUGCCUGGCGACCCCUAGUGGGCUACAGUUUCGCCGAGUGACGGGCGGCGAACAACAGGUAAUUUCCGGGGUGAAAUAUCGCCUCGUCGUGGAUGCGGCGGACAACUGUGGCAGGACCAUGCGCUAUCUCGCGGUGGUAUACGAGAAGCCCUGGACCAACACCCGUCGGCUCACCUCCUUCGGGCCGGCGGCCUGCACCUAGUUAGCGUCUGGUUAGUUUCAUCUGCAUUCUCAUCCUCUUUUGUAUGGAGUGCUAAUAAAUGAUCUGUUUUACCGGACAAUCAUGUGGUUUGAACGGUGACUUGUGCUUGCAGUGCAGUUCAUCCUGUCUGGCAAGUAAAAUUGUGAUCAAUUGUUGUAAGAUUGAUUGUGGAAUGGAUGGUUAAUUUGCCAUUUUGA